Molecule: messenger RNA, 908 nt
Organism: Cuscuta campestris
Lineage: Eukaryota; Viridiplantae; Streptophyta; Magnoliopsida; Solanales; Convolvulaceae
Source: the annotation of a GenBank genome assembly
AAUGUUUGAAUUUCUUGUACCAAACGGGACAUGAAAGAAAUUGGGAGCCAAAGCUUAUCCUAUCUACCUCCCAUGCCCUCCAUCUGAUUCUGCGGUCUCUUUCUCCUUUCAUCUUCUCCAAAUCUCACACUAUCUGAAAAUGGCUUCCACUCUAUCAACAGCUACCCUGCGUUCUCCUUCUCAUCCCAGUCCGUCUGCAACAAAUUCAUUGCUUUCUGGCCCCUCCUUUCACAAACAAGCACUAAAAUUUCCCCUCCGGCCCCCGAGACUCAACCGCCGAGCGACACUCCUCCGCCCUCUCGCCGCCUUAGACGCGCCCGAGAAGGUGGUGCAGCUCGGGAACGAAAUCUCGAACCUCACUCUCGCUGACGCCCAGAAGCUCGUCGAGUACCUUCAGGACAAGCUCGGAGUGUCUGCCGCGAUGAUGGCUCCAGCCGCCGCCGUCGCUGCACCGGGAGGUCCCAGCGCCGCCGAGGCCGCCCCUGUCGUGGAGGAGAAGACCGAAUUUGACGUGGUGAUUGAAGAAGUGCCCAGCAAUGCGAGGAUUCCGACUAUUAAAGCAGUUAGGGCUUUGACGAACCUGGCUCUGAAAGAGGCCAAGGAAUUGAUCGAAGGGUUGCCGAAGAAAUUCAAGGAGGGAGUGUCUAAAGAAGACGCUGAAGAAGCCAAGAAACAACUCGAAGCAGCCGGAGCUAAAGUAUCAAUUUCAUGAAAUCCUUCAUUGAAAGCAAAGGCAAUGUUCUAUCUCCCUCUUCUCUUUGUUUAUUUUUGAACAAUUCAAAUUUACUUGUACUCAUUUGCUGCUAGCACUAGACUUGUUGGAUUCACAUGCUAUGUGUUUUGAGGCAUGGAAAGUUUCCCAAUCUCUCAUUUUAAUUGUACCAUUUAAUUAAAUCUCAACCACAAAG